AUGAAUGUUGCGUGUCGUCGUUUACUCACAGCAGGUGGCCAGUUUAUUGCAGAGUAUCGAAAGCAAAUAGAGUUCCGGAUUCUGACUGCUUCAGACAUUCAUCUGGAAUUUGAUCACCGUUCGAGUGAAAGGCGUCUGGACUCAUUAAAUACACUUGAGGAAUCACUGCAGGUCGUGCUAUUGGCAGGUAAUCUAUUCCACACGAAUGGGCCACCCAAAGGGGUACUGAAGGAGGCAAUGAAACUUCUACGAAAAUAUUGCUUUGGCUAUAGAGAGAUCGAUUUCGAGCUCACAUCAGAUCAAAGCAAAAACUUUGCUGAUUCGGAUAUUCCUCUCGUCAAUUACGAAGACCCAAACGUUAAUGUGAGUUUGCCAGUUUUUCCGAUCCAUGGCAGUCAUGACGGUCCCGUAUCAUUCUAUCGAGAAAGCGUUGCAAAAUUCUUGUCCACGGCUGGACUCAUUAAUUACUUCGGUCAUAUAGGCAAACGAAAUAUAAUCGAACUUGAACCGCUACUGUUUAAAAAAUCGACUAAGGUUGUUGUCUGUGGUCUAGGAUCGAUGAGAGAUGACCGUCUAAGUAUUCUAUUCUGUAAAAAUCGCGUUCGGUUUCAUUGGCCGGAAGAUUCUAAACGGUGGUUUGAAAUUCUGGUUUUGCAUCAAAAUAGAGUAAAACAUUGGAAGGGAGAUUACAUAUCAGAAAGCUUUCAGCCUGCUGAACUCGACCUGGUCGUGUGGGAACACGAAAGGGAGUGUUUCACGGAUACUCAAUUUAAUGGACGAUUUCAUGUAAUACAGUCUGGAAGCACUGUGGCGACGACAUCCCAUUACAGCGAACUGGCUAAUAAAUACGUCGGAAAACCUCGCGCAGAGUCUAAGGGAGACAAUAAGAAGAUCAACUGUUUCGAGCCAGUUCUUCUGUCCACGGUGCGUCAACUGUUCGUGAAGGAUAUUGUGCUGCCUCAGAUGUUACCGGAAAACGACCAGAUACGGGACCAGUUGGUCAGAUUUGUUGAACAGCAUAUCGAGAAUAUAAUUAAAAAGGCUACUGGGAUGGGAAGGGGUCACUUGAAGCAGCCCCUUAAACUUCUAAUUAGGCUCCGCGUGUAUUACGGUCCUGACCACGAAACAUUUUGCAUUAAAGACAAAGUCGCAAACUCUGGUGACUGCCUCCAAUUUGUGCGCAAUAAAAUGUUAUGGUCUCAACAGAUUGGUAAAGACCAUAUCGAUUAG
Varroa destructor (honeybee mite) is the source of this 1230-nucleotide messenger RNA. Its product is annotated as double-strand break repair protein MRE11-like. Lineage: Eukaryota; Metazoa; Arthropoda; Arachnida; Mesostigmata; Varroidae. The record is from RefSeq and is a predicted model, not a curated record.